Messenger RNA from Cylicocyclus nassatus, 326 nucleotides. Lineage: Eukaryota; Metazoa; Nematoda; Chromadorea; Rhabditida; Strongylidae. The record is from the annotation of a GenBank genome assembly.
GAAUGCGAGUACUGAUCUUCUCGUUUGUUCUCUCAUCAUGCUACUGUCUUCUCACCCCGAUCAACCCGAGGUGGCAGACAGCUGGAACAAUGGGAUUACUUCUUUGUAACAAUAAACCCGCUGCUGGAGUAAUUCUGGUUUUGUAUGACAAAGGUUACUUUUCCAAAAAAGUGCUGGGUACCACCUCAACGGACAAAAAUGGUUUCAGGCACUAUUAGAGAUUAUUUCUCAAUUCGUCCACAACUCCGCAUUCACACUUGGUGCAAUCGUAAAAGGAUACUGUUUGUUUUUUCUUUGAUAAUGAGAAGUAAAAUUUUUCAAUGUAA